Impatiens glandulifera is the source of this 1481-nucleotide messenger RNA. RefSeq names its product protein PEP-RELATED DEVELOPMENT ARRESTED 1, chloroplastic. Bases 41 to 1276 code for a protein of 411 amino acids. Lineage: Eukaryota; Viridiplantae; Streptophyta; Magnoliopsida; Ericales; Balsaminaceae. The record is from RefSeq and is a predicted model, not a curated record. The transcript is spliced from 9 exons. Gene Ontology annotation, biological process: regulation of DNA-templated transcription. Gene Ontology annotation, cellular component: chloroplast nucleoid.
GGUUUCUUCUCCGAAAGUCAUCUUCAAAUUAUUUUCUCCGAUGGCCGGCGGUCUAAAUGCUCCUCCGUUCACGGCGCCAAGCUUAUCGGGACGGGGACGACGACGACAGUAUAAUCAGCAAUUUCUUCUUCCACCUUCAUUCUACUACUUCAAAGCUGCGCCGUUGCCGCAAACUUCGUAUUUUGCCUUUUCUCGCCUCCACUAUCAACCGAAGCAGCAGUUUCUUCGUAAACAGAAACUGAAUGUUGCCUCCCGCUCUAGCUACGAAGUCGGUGGACCUGAAGAAGAGAUGCUUCUGAAUUCCCGCCGAGGAGAAUCCUCCGAGGACGAAAAGUGGAGCCCUUCCCAGUAUCAAGCUCUUCUAAAAGGAGGAGAACAGGUCGUCUCCGUCCUCGAAGAGAUUGCCAAACUUUUGCAAGAUAUGAAUAUGGAUGAAGCAUCAGAGAAGAUAGCAGUGGAAUUAGCAGCACAUGGAGUCAUAGGGAAGAGAGUUGAUCAGAUGGAAUCAGGGUUUAUGAUGGCUUUGGAUUACAUGAUUGAACUUGCUGAUAAGGAUAGAGAUGAUAAGCGCAAGUCUAUCCUGGAAGUCAUUAAGGAGACAGUGCUGUCCCAUCUUACCAAAAAAUGCCCCCCACAUGUUCAAGUGAUUGGCCUUCUUUGUAGAACACCUCAGAAAGAAAGCAGACAGGAAUUACUCCGACGUGUUGCUGCAGGUGGUGGUGUAUUUAAAAGUGAGAAUGGGACAAAAGUUCAUCUCCCAUGUGCAAAUUUAAAUGAAAUAGCUAACCAGGCUGAUGAUUUGCUGGAGACAAUGGAAACACGUCCAGUUGUUCCUGAUCGAAAGCUACUGGCGAGGCUUGUUUUGAUUAGAGAGGAAGCUCGGAAUAUGAUGGGAGGUGGAAUAUUAGAUGAAAGGAAUGAUCGUGGUUUAAAUAUACUUCCCGAGGCGGAGGUGAAUUUUUUAACUAAGCUUGUAUCACUCAAGCCUGGUACAACAGUUGAGACGAUGAUAAGAAAUGUGAUGAUGGGAAAAGAAGAAGGAGAAGAAACUUCCGGUGGUGCUGAUUCUAAAAGUGUUUCUGGUGGAAUUACCGGGAAGGCUAGUUUUACUGGCCUAAAGCCACUUCCUGUUCGACCUGGCAUGUUUCUUGAGACAGUCUCCAAGGUUUUGGGCGGCAUAUAUUCUGGGAAUGUGUCGGGCAUCACAGCACAACACCUUGAAUGGGUUCAUCAGAAGACGCUUCAUGUGCUUCAAGAAAUUGCCUUUUCUGGCUAGCUAGAGAAAGGGUUUGCGAUCCAACCAACCGACCAAUCUUUUUUAGGUAGUAGUAGUAAUGUUAUGAAUUGUAAAUUGCCAGACUCUUGUUGUAAUAAAUAGGGAUUUGCAUGCCCUUUUAAAUAUAUAGAUAGAUAUAUGGUGAGCUUCAAUAAUGACAUAAAAUGAUAUCCAUUAAUGAUGAUCUCGGUUUUCCUCCGGUGAA